Saccharomycopsis crataegensis is the source of this 1578-nucleotide messenger RNA. RefSeq lists its product as uncharacterized. The record is from RefSeq and is a predicted model, not a curated record. Lineage: Eukaryota; Fungi; Ascomycota; Saccharomycetes; Ascoideales; Saccharomycopsidaceae. Bases 1 to 1578 code for a protein of 525 amino acids. The transcript has a single exon.
AUGGUCCGCUACCGUAAGUCAAUGAAAAUUAGUCCCCCUUCUAAUUAUCACACCAUUCAAAACCAUCAUAUCGAUCACAAUAUACAUAUCCUCCAAACCCCACUCCAUGGACGUGAAUGCGGCAAGUCAAAUCAACAAUCUCCCGAGUUUCGCCAGAUCUCUGGUUACACUGGCAAUGUGUGCCAUAGAAAAUAUAUGAAGCCUUUUCCAGUGGUGGUAUUGACCCUAUCAUUGAAAGCUCAGUACAAUAAUGGCCAGAUCAACGAUCUACAAAGAUCAAGGUAUCAACGUUUCAUCACCGAAAAUGUCAUUGGGUAUUAUUUCCUUAAGAUAUCAUUAUACAAUUGUGCCACUGGAAAGAUAGAGGAUAACAAAUUAAACUCUACAAAAAUUGUUGUUGGGCAACUAUAUAAAGUCGCCGUGCCCAAUAAUCAACAUCAUUCUCAAGAGAAAAAUACCACAGAUUUUCACUCUUUAGUGUUCGAAUUCAAUGACUUGGGGAUCAAGUCCAAAGGAAACUAUCGUCUCAUAUUCCAACUAUACAAGGUGCAAAAUACUCAAAACGGCCCUCAUAUUGAGAAAUUAAAUUUGGUCUCGACCACCCCGUUCGAAAUUUUUUCUGGAAGAAAGUAUUAUAGUGAGGAAAGAAAAGAAGAACGUAAACUCAUGUUGGAUGCUAAAAAUAAGCUAUGUGAACCAAAGGAUCCAGGUCAUUUAUAUCCUGAAAGUGGCGGAAAAAAUGGCGGCAUCUUAGAGUUAUUGAAACAGUAUUAUGCCCAAACCAUAAAGGAUCAGAUCAUCAUUGACGAUGCCCAAUAUUUACAGAGCGAUGGUAUCAUUUCCAGUGAUGUUGUAAAUCAUUACGGAAAGAGGAAAACUGGAAAACGACUGGUGGCUGAGCAACAACUCCCUAUUUCUUCAAAGAAGCCAAGAUUGAACUCAGAAGAAUAUCCGCAAACUUUUCCUCCGAUAGAAACUGAUAUGAUAUCAACGUUUGAUUUGACUGAUGAAGCUUUCCAACUUGAUCAAUUACUAUCUGAGCCUUUUGAAAAUGGUACGAGAGACUCCACACCCCCCUUAUUUCACAUCCCAGAUUUGACUUCGUGUUCUAGUUCACGUUCUACCAGCUUGAAUGUCAAUACAAUAUCGAUGGAAGAUGCUUUAAAGUUGAGUAAUAAUCAACAACAACAACAACAACAACAACCAAAUACGGCGUUCCCCAUGCAAUACCCUCAAGCCCAUCAAAACCUUUUCAAUCCAACUUCUGAAGAUAAUCUUAUGAUGAAUGCCUCUCAAUCAAACAAUCACAAUAUGAUGACCGGCCUACACUACCAAAACAACUUUGAUGCUAACGAUCAUUACAAAUCCCUUCCAGAAAUCGUAAAUCAAUUUCCAAGACAAGAAGAAGCAAUUCUAAAUACUCCAGUUCUGGAACUACCGGUGAUUGGCUACAAUGAUUACAAUAGGUUAGACUAUGGGAGAAUGGACAAUAGUCAUGGUAUUGUCAAUGUGAAUUCUGGAACCGACGAUCUUCUAGAAUAUUAUAUGGGAUCGCAUCUCAUGAGAAAAACCAGUUAA